CAAACCCUCCCCUUAACCAGGACUCUGAGCCGAAGGAUAACUGGCCCUUCAAUGGACGAAAAAACGUUCCUCGGUCUUAAAACACGACCUAACUUCAUCAUAGAGUCUUAAUUUAAAUACAAACAGAGAAUAUAUUUAUACGAUUUAAUGUGAAGUUUCUCAGUAGUGUCAAACAUGCGUAUAUAUCCACGCAGUCAAAGAAGAGGACCACCGAAAAAGGAGUUAACGUUAUCCCUUUUAUUUUAAAGUCAAGCUUGGUUGUUUAUUAUCGAAGCAUUUUUCUACUUAACUUGCUAGCUAGUGAAAAAUCCUUCGGACAGGGGCUGACAACAGGACGAUCGUCAAUUUGAUUCCUGAAAUUGCCUCAUGUCCUGAGCUAUGGGGGCAUUCCUGGACAAGCCCAAGACAGAGAAGCACAACGCACAUGGCGCAGGCAACGGCCUCCGCUAUGGCUUGAGCAGCAUGCAGGGAUGGCGCGUGGAGAUGGAGGACGCGCACACGUCCGUGGUGGGCCUGCCCCACGGCCUGGACGACUGGUCCUUCUUCGCCGUGUACGACGGGCACGCGGGCUCGCGCGUGGCCAACUACUGCUCCAAGCACCUGCUGGAGCACAUCAUCUCCAGCAGCGAGGACUUUGGGCCGGGCCCCGCCGACGUGGAGGGCGUCAAGAGCGGCAUCCGCUCGGGCUUCCUGAAGAUCGACGAGUACAUGCGCAACUUCACUGACCUGCGCAACGGCAUGGACCGCAGCGGCUCCACGGCGGUGGCCGUGCUGCUGUCGCCCGACCACCUCUACUUCAUCAACUGCGGCGACUCGCGCGCCGUCCUCUGCCGCUCGGGCCAGGUGCGCUUCUCCACGCAGGACCACAAGCCCUGCAAUCCGCUGGAGCGCGAGCGCAUCCAGAACGCCGGCGGCUCGGUCAUGAUCCAGCGCGUAAACGGCUCCCUGGCCGUCUCCCGGGCCCUCGGCGACUACGACUACAAGUGCGUGGACGGCAAGGGGCCCACCGAGCAGCUGGUCUCGCCCGAGCCGGAGGUGUACGAGAUCGCGCGGUCCACCGACGAGGACGAGUUUGUGGUGCUGGCUUGCGACGGCAUCUGGGAUGUCAUGAGCAACGAGGAGCUGUGCGAGUUUGUGCACUCACGUCUGGAGGUAUGCGACGACUUGGAGAAGGUCUGCAACACAGUGGUGGACACCUGCCUACACAAGGGAAGUCGAGACAACAUGAGUGUGGUGUUGGUGUGUUUGCCCAACGCACCUAAAGUGUCUGAGGAGGCUUUGAGGAAGGAUGCAGAGCUGGACAGCUUCCUGGAGUCUCGAGUGGAAGAUCUCAUGGAAAAGUCUGGAGAAGAAGGUGUCCCAACCAUGGCUCACAUCAUGCACCACCUUGCCAAAGAGAGCAUCCCAAAUUUACCACCAGGAGGUGGUCUCGCCAGCAAACGUAGUGUGAUCGAGGCAGUAUACAACAGGCUCAACCCACAGAGAGAGGAGGACGAGGAUGGCGCGGGGGGCUCGGACGAAGAGUCCUCGCGGGCCGCAGCGGCCGCCCACCUCCUGGAGGCGCUGCGGCAGUUCCGCCUCAACCACCGCGGCGAGUACCGGCACGUGCUGGAGGAGGCGCUGGCCAGCUACCGCACGCCGGGCUCCAGCUCGUCCCAGCCGCUGCCCACCUCCUCCUCCUCGUCCUCGUCCUCGUCCUGCCCCAACGACGACCGAGAGGGAGAAGAGGACGAGAACAUGCUCCGCUCCCCGCCCCCCUCCCCGGCCUCCGAGGAGUCCUCCGAGGAAGAGCAGAAGCCUCAGCCAGACGAGCCUGACAAACCCACUGCAUGACCUCCACAGUCCUGUGGACACACGCACACACACACACACACACAACCCCACACUUACAGACAUACACUCCAUCUUGCUCCUCCUCCACCUGAUGUUUAGACUCAGCCCCCCCCCCCCCCCCCCUCCCACCUCUGUAGAGAGUGGUAUGACCAGAGCUGAUGACCGACUGUGAGUUCUUUUGUUAUUAGCAUCAGUGGUUAGUCUCCCUGCAGGGAGCUCACAGACAGUCUGGGGCCAAAGACCUCUCCCUCUGUUCCAACUAUGACUGUAUUACACGACAUGGUCACUGCUCAACACAGUUUACAGCACUGUAUCUCCAGUUACCACACUCUACCACUCACACUUUCCAAUAGCACAGUCUACAGCUUUAGCAAUAUUCCAAGGCUACUAUCAUUUUUAGCAGUCUGCAAUGCUAAAUCACCAGCUAGCACGGGCCACAACCUAGACAACUGCCUCACAAAUUCCUUGCAGGUUGUACAAUCUACAAACUCCGAGGCCUCAGUUCAAUUAGCUCAGUCCAAAGUUUGAACACUAUCGUAGUUCACAGUCUAAAUAGAAGUCGGCACAGACUAAACACUCUCCUGUUGGCAGAGUCCGCAGUCUAAACAUUUGCCCUUUAUCAGCGCACACCAUAAACUUGCUCUUUACAAUACAGGAUUCAGCAUAAACCCCCACACCCUACCUUUCACGGUGUACUGCUUACACACGCUCCAGCUGACGGCCUGUAUCCCCUGAGUAAGCAUAGUCCACACUCUUAUCUCUUCCUAGUUGCAGCUAAGCUCUCCAGCAGUGGUGUACGGAUUGACAUGUGCAUCUACCCCCAAUAGAGCGGGGCGGUUAGGGCUCUCCUCCUGCAUGGGCUUUCUGCCAGGCGUGUUAGCAGUGCAUUCAGGGUUGGGCCGUUGUGGAUGUUGGGUGAGGAUGAGACGAGGGGGGCGUCAGUAGAUUCAGUCUUUCCCAGUGUUGAUGCAUGCAAUAAACAUAUGGGACUUGUAUUUCUGAGAGAGCGAGAGAGAGUGUGUGUGUGUGUGUGUGUGUGUGUGUGUGUGUGUGUGUGUGUGUGUGUGUUUUGUGUCAGUGAUCCGAUGCUUAGUGUUAUGUGCUUUUUGAUUGUUUAUUUGUUUAUGUUUGUUUGGGAGGGGGUUGACGUGGUGGUAAAGGAUAGACAUUUGAGAGAUGUGUGAUGUGUUUUUAUUAAUGUGUAUACGAAAAUGGACUACGGUCUCAAAUAUGCUGACUGUAGAGUAUCAUAAAUCCCUUGAUAGAGGAUCCAAAAAAAAAGAAGCACAAUCAAAAAUGUAUUAGCACUUAACCUGAGAUCACCUGACAAGGCAAGUCCAGGAACCUUCUGUGAGCUGUUGCACAUCCAUCAUAUUAAUAUGAUGCCUAGAAACAAACUGCAGUUUGACUUAAGUGCUCUCGGGCUCGCCCUGCACUAACGGCUGUCCCAGCCUGGAAUGUGUGUGUUAUCUUGCGUAAAUUUGCACUCAUGCUCAGACCAGUGUGUAACCAAGGAGCUUUAAUGCAUCUGUUAGUAGAGACGGCAGUUUUGUUUUGGGGUUUUUGGUUUGUUAUGAUUUGUGGUGCAUCUUUGAAGAUGUUUUUUUUAUGACAGACAUGUCUGCUCUCAUGAAGAAUAUUCCAUCUGCUCUUCUUGUCGGCAUCAAUAGCUCUGUCUUGCCUCAGGACUGUGGAGCUUUGCAUCCUCUCAAAGAACAUAUCCUGCACAAAUCAUGUUAUUAUCAAAAGAGUCACUUCACCUUGGUUUGUUUUUGGUUUUUACACGAACGCAUUUGGGGGCAGACUGAAGGGGUUGAGGUCAGAAUGCAAAGUAUACAUGUAUUUUGUUGCUGUUUACCAGAAAGGUUUACAAAUAAAUCUUGUUGGACUAUA
Molecule: messenger RNA, 3726 nt
Organism: Sardina pilchardus (European sardine)
Lineage: Eukaryota; Metazoa; Chordata; Actinopteri; Clupeiformes; Clupeidae
Gene: ppm1bb
Product: protein phosphatase, Mg2+/Mn2+ dependent, 1Bb
Exons: 6
Coding region: 379-1833 (484 amino acids)
Biological process (GO): negative regulation of canonical NF-kappaB signal transduction; peptidyl-threonine dephosphorylation; positive regulation of canonical Wnt signaling pathway
Cellular component (GO): nucleus; cytosol
Molecular function (GO): protein serine/threonine phosphatase activity; magnesium ion binding; manganese ion binding
Source: RefSeq, a predicted model, not a curated record